This is a messenger RNA of Pimephales promelas (fathead minnow), 2799 nucleotides long. Lineage: Eukaryota; Metazoa; Chordata; Actinopteri; Cypriniformes; Leuciscidae. The record is from RefSeq and is a predicted model, not a curated record.
UAGUGUGUUUUGAGCACAAGAGACUCGUUGCAUUAUUUAUUUCCCAAACACUGAGGGAAAGUCCUGAAGAUGAUGAAGGAAGCGAUGGCAGCACUUCAACUCUGUGUGUUUAUUUUGGCCGUAAAGGUGGCUUUUGGCAAGGUCUGUAUCAGUGAGCAGUUCACAAAAACAGGCGAAUGUUGCAGUAUGUGUCCUGCGGGCUCUGGCUUGGCAACCAACUGCGGCCAGGAAGACACCAAGUGUAAGCCGUGUAAAGAUGGUGUGUCGUUCUCGGACUCUGAGAGUCUUUCAGCCUGUCGACUGUGCGCCCGUUGCCCUUCUGGCAUUCCUGAACUGGCCCGCUGCACGCCCACUCAGGAUACCCAGUGUGACUGCGGUGAGGGUUUCUUCCUGUGGCGGGAUGGUAACAGCACAAACUCGCUGUGCGCGCCCUGCAGCAUGUGUGUGCAUGGAAGUGGAGUGGCUCGGAAAUGUGGUCCGCUGGGAAAUACCGUUUGUGAGCGGUGUAAACCAGGGACUUACUCAAGGGAGAGGAGCGCCUGGAAACCCUGCGUGCCAUGUUCUCGCUGUAGUGACGAAGAGGUGGAGAUCAGAUCCUGCCAGCCGGAUUCUGACACUGUCUGUAUGGUAAAAGACCUCAGCAUCCUGUCCCGGCCAUCUGGUUCUGAUGUGCCGCGGGAAUUCCCCCGAUGGCCGACUCUGAAUGAUGAAACCGAGAACAGGAGCAGCCCAGCACCAGGGUCCGGAUCCCCUCGACUCACACCACAGGAUCAAGGGGGCAACAACAACAUCCUGGUCUACGUGUCUGUACUGGCCGCAGUGGUGCUCGGCCUCCUGCUCUACGUUGCCUACAAAUGCUGGAAGUCAUGUCAGCAGAAGCAGGCUCUGGUGAAAGCACGGGUUGGCGAGUUGAAUAAUGCCGGCGAAGGAGAGAAAUUACACAGCGACAGUGGCGUGUUCCUGGACUGUCAAAGCCUUCAGGAAAGCCAGCCCAGCAAAGGCAGCAAACGGGACAGCAAACAGGACACGCGGCUUUAUGUGAACCUGCCUCCCCACAGGCAGGAGGAGGUAGAGGGGCUUCUCGCAGAGGGGGGCAGUCGGAGCUGGAGGCAGCUGGCCGCCACGCUGGGUUACGAACAGGACCGCGUGGACGUCUUUGGACGGGGCCAGGACCCCAUCCACACCCUCUUAACUGAUUGGGCCCAACAGGAAGGGUCAACGUUGGGCCUGCUCUGCUCCGCUCUGGCUCGCAUCGAGCGGCCGGACAUCAUCACCGCCCUCACCGCCACCUCUCAAGGAGUGUCAGUAGUCUGAAUACUUGAAUAUGUUGCUUACGCCUUCGUGAAAGUGAAAGAGACACUAAAAUAAUAGAGGAAGAGCAAAUGCCUUGCAGCGUGCACUAAGACUUUGAAGAGCAGGAUUGGACAUAAUAAACAUAACGUUUCACUUAUGAAUUUUGUUUCAACAGCUUGAGAUGUUCCGCCACCUCAAAAGAUUUUCUGCUCGAGACAGAUGUUUCCUCCAGGAUUCAUGGGCAGUUUUAAGCUUAAUAAGAUCUUCUUUGUAGUGUCAAAACAAACUCUGUUUUCUCCGAGACAUAUUCGUGCUGAACAAUUUCAUUGUCAGUGUUUUUGGGUGGUUUUGGUUUCAGCUGUGGUUGGUAUCAAAGAACACGGACAUUUCUGAACAUUUCUGCGGCCUCAUGAAUGGCAGUUUUCCAUUUUUGUGGAAUGGCAUCAUAGUAACAAAGAGAGCAUCAUGCUUGCGAUUCAAUCGUGCUUUUAUAUUUCAGUGCUUCUGUCAUUCGAACAACGAUCAACACCGAAGUAUUCAGCUUGUAUACUGUGGUUUGUCAAGGCCAAUGUUACACUGUUUAGGUGUUUAAUGGUUUCCAAAGAGGAAAACCACUAAAUGGGCUGCACAAGGGAGUUUUAUAUUCGAAAAUGUGUAUAUAUACAGUAGGGUUGGGUAUCGAGAAUCGAGUAUCGAUUGGAACCGGGACUAACUUUUCGUUUUUCCCGGAGUCGUUCAAAAGUUAAAAUUUCAAUUCCUAGUUUCGAUAUUCAUAGUCCUCCGAGCGGAAGAAGAAACUGCUGAACAACACCAGCGAAAAAGCAUCUACCGGAAGUGUUGGCAUAACCGCGCGAGUCAAACAUGAGUAGCUUACGUCGGCGGUCCAAAGUGUGGCUUCACUUUUCUAAAAAUUAACGAAAUCUCGGCAAAAUGCAAAAUUUGUGACAAGUAUUUGUGACAGAAGGAGUAUUUCCUUCAGAAAGACUGUUGGUUAGCAAGGUUAGCUAAACUUUUUUGACCCUGCCUCUUAAAAGAAUCGAAAUCGAGAAUCGUAAGGAACCGGAAUCGAAACAAGGAAUCGGAAUCAGAAUCGUUCAAAUUCAAACGAUACCCAACCCUAAUAUACAGUCAAGUUGCCUUAGCGAAUGAUCCUCUUUGAUUUAGACAAAAGAUGUCUCAUUCACAAUGUGCUUGGUUUGCACUUUAAUCAACAAUGCAACCUAAAAGCAAAGUUAUGUUUUGUGUUUUAUGUGAGAGAAAAACUCUGGUGCCUUUGACUUUUAACGCUCAGGUUUGUGCUUUGUUGGUUUUCUCUACCAUGUAUGUAUUUUACGGUCAUUUCUGUGUGUUAGUGCUGAGACUUGAUGGUUUCCGCGCUGAGAGGCUUUUUCAUAUUAAUAACAUCCAUGUUAUGUAUCUAUCUCGUAUGUUUGUCCUUUUUUAAUAAUGAAAUAUUGAUGUUUAGAGGUAUCUUUGUAUUUUUAAAGAAAAUAAAUAAUACAUUGU